This is a messenger RNA of Scophthalmus maximus (turbot), 2502 nucleotides long. It is a transcript of the gene tbx6, whose product is annotated as T-box transcription factor 6. Bases 73 to 2424 code for a protein of 783 amino acids. Gene Ontology annotation, cellular component: nucleus. The transcript is spliced from 8 exons. The record is from RefSeq and is a predicted model, not a curated record. Gene Ontology annotation, biological process: cell fate specification; positive regulation of DNA-templated transcription; regulation of transcription by RNA polymerase II. Gene Ontology annotation, molecular function: RNA polymerase II cis-regulatory region sequence-specific DNA binding; DNA-binding transcription factor activity, RNA polymerase II-specific. Lineage: Eukaryota; Metazoa; Chordata; Actinopteri; Pleuronectiformes; Scophthalmidae.
CGGAGCUUGCUUGACAUGUUAGUUUGCAGCCUGUGAAGAGGACGAGUUAACUGACAAACGCCGACAAGGAGAAUGCUGAGUGUGGAGAUGUACCCCAGUCUGACUCUGGGGCCACAGAGGAUUGGAGACUGCUUUUACAGAGACCGGGAGGCUCCUGCCCACAUGUCGCUGUUCCCUCCCACCUGUGACGUUGUAGCCAAACCACUGCCCCCGAGGCUUCUGGCCCCUCCCCCUGUCCCCAACGAGCCUGCGACCAAAACCCCAAAAUACGAGGUGAAGAUGGAGCUGGAGAACGCGUCUUUGUGGAAACAGUUCAGCUCGGUGGGCACAGAGAUGAUCAUCACAAAGAAGGGCAGGCGGAUGUUUCCCGGGUUGAGGCUGAAGCUGUCGGGCCUGAAUCCCUCUCUACGGUACAUCCUCCUCCUGGACAUAAUCCCGGCGGACAACUCCCGCUACCGCUUCCAAGGUGGUGGCUGGCAGGCUGUUGGCGGGGCAGAAGCGAGGCUACCAGACCGGGUCUUCAUUCACCCGGACUCGCCCGCCACGGGCGCUCACUGGCAGAACCGCACCAUCUCGUUUCACUACGCCAAGCUCACCAACAACACACUGGACUCAGCGGGACACAUCAUUCUACAUUCGCUGCAUCGCUACCAGCCCAGAGUUCAUGUGAUUGAAGCCAGAGACGUGCUGAGGUGGGGUGGAGGGCAGCACUCCUUUGUUUUCCCCGAGACCCAGUUUAUCACAGUCACCGCCUACCAGAACAACAAGAUCACAGAGCUGAAGAUCAACUCCAACCCCUUUGCGAAAGGCUUCAGAGACGAAGGCAUGAACAGCAAAAAACAAAGAGAUGCAAGACAAAAGCGCAAAAUUACAGAAACCUUGGAUAUUGUGACCUGUGAUCCAUGUGACUCUGCCGAUCUGUUGCCGCAGCCCACCACUGGCACAGACCUGCAGGCCCUCGCUCUGGCCUCCCUGCCACCACUGCCGGACCCCUCCUGUGGGUACAGGCCAGAGGAGGCCUCCUAUCAGGACACGCUGGUCCCAGAGCCACCACUCGACCUCGGUCAGGCAUUCAUGGCAUCGCAGAUGUCUGACAUCAGCCUCUCCAUGGCCAGUGGGAUGCAGGACACUGCAGGGAGCGAGAUGGCAAAUAGUAUGAUUGAUAGAUCAGACACUAUGGUUGAAGCAGCUUAUACCUCCGACUUCCCCGUUGCCCAGGCCAACUCCUCCGCUUUCCCCUCAGCUCCUCUUCCUCAGUCAUCUUCCUCCUUCCCCUCCCUUGCCAUCCCCGACCCCUUAGAUACAUCUAAUCCUCAGCCCUCCCUCCCUCCAAUCGACUAUCCCUCCAUUCUCUCCUCCUCACCCACACUCUCCUCCUCCUCCUCCGCCUCCACCACUCCCUCUCUGCAGCAGACCACCUUCACCUUCCCCACUCCGCCUCCUUCCAACUCCUCCUCACCGCAGCCACUCCUUUCCUCCUCCUCCUCCUCUCCCUCCGCCGACACCUAUCACACCAUCCCAGGGACGAUCAGCCCCCACACACCCACAGAGGCCUCCUUCCCUGCCCCAUCCUCCACAUGCCAGUCAGGUCUGCAGCACCAAAUAUCCGCUCACUCUGUGCUCACUCAGCCCGGUCAGCCGCUGCAGGGUGAACCCAUUGUCAGUGGAAAUAAUUCACCAAGUGAUCGAAGCUCAGCAGCAUUUAUCUAUCCAAACAUGCUGUUUACAAACCCUGAUCUGGCUUCUAUCGGUGCUCAGGCUUUCCCCAACCAAAACCAGCCACCAGCUCCCACUAUGUCAUGCUCGUUGCCCACUCAUGCUCCUGCCACAUCCUUUUCCUUCCCCGCUGGCCCACCACACAUGCAAAAUCUCCCAUUCCCCAAUAUGUCUCCCAGCCCCGCCCACCAUGCCCUGCACCUCCCAAAUCUGAGCCACCAAGCCCCGGCUUCCUCCUUCGCAUCUGCCUACCCUCCCUCCUCCUUUACUCACCCACCAUCCUCCCUUUCUCACCCUCCUUUCCAACCCUCGUCUUGCUUGGCUGUCUCCUCGUCUUUUCAGCAGUCCGUCGCCUCUGCACCAGCAGCCCACCCUCAGAACUUUGCCAAUGCUCCCAUGUCCUCCUCCACCUCCCCGUACCCUUCGGUUGAGAUGGGCGCCAUCCAUCAGUUCAAUCCCCCUGCCCCCUAUCGCCCAGAGAUGAUACUGCACCACCCGUCUCUUCUCCCUCAGCUGGAUCCAUCUCUUCCCUCCUCCACCCCUCCCCCUGCCCUCUACUCAGCCUUCCCAUCCUACCCUCUCAGGCUGCGCCAGGACCCUCACUCAUCCCUCUCCAUCCCGUUCAGGCAUCUAUACAGACAACACCAGCAUGGCCAUGCUCACCCCCAGGGGUCCUACCUGGACAUGGGCACAAGACCUGUGUAUUAAAUGUAACAGUGUUAAUGUUGACAAAAUGUUUUGGCCUUACAGCGCUUUUAGGGGUGUUAGCAAAGUGUGUAGCAUUAG